Lithohypha guttulata is the source of this 909-nucleotide messenger RNA. RefSeq lists its product as uncharacterized. The record is from RefSeq and is a predicted model, not a curated record. The coding region runs from base 1 to 909 and encodes 302 amino acids. Gene Ontology annotation, molecular function: ATP hydrolysis activity; nicotinamide-nucleotide adenylyltransferase activity. NCBI's taxonomy places the organism in Eukaryota, Fungi, Ascomycota, Eurotiomycetes, Chaetothyriales, Trichomeriaceae. The transcript has a single exon. Gene Ontology annotation, cellular component: cytoplasm; nucleus.
AUGGAGGCAAGGCAAGAUAGCCUAGCAUGGGCAAAACGCCAACGCGAGCUCUACGCUGAAACGCUGCAUAAUUUUGCCUCGUCCUCCGAUGAGUUUCAGGUCCUAUAUGCUGCCGCCAAUUCAGCCUCAUCACAGACAGUUCCAUCUCCGCAACAUAAAAUCAAGGAUAUCAAGACACUCUACGUCCUCGACUCGUCAUUCAACCCACCUACAAAAGCUCAUCUUACGUUAGCCCGAAAUGCACUGCUGAAAGACAAAGGUGCACAUCCAGCACGUAUGAUGUUCCUUCUUGCAACGGUGAACGCGGAUAAGAAACCAAAGCCUGCUGCUUUUGAGGACAGGUUAGUCAUGAUGAGUCUCAUGGCGAAUGAGAUCACGAGUGAAUUCGCAGAUGACAAGGUCGUGGUUGAUGUGGCGGUGACGAAGAAGCCCUUUUUCAUGGACAAAGCGGCUUGUAUCGACGAAGCUGAAAUCUAUGGAGAUGCGCAGCAAGUGCAUUUGACAGGUUUUGACACCAUCGUCAGGAUAUUCAAUGCGAAGUACUACCCUGACGACCAGCAAUUGCGAGUUCUUGAGCCGUUUUUGAGCAAGCAUAGAUUGCGCGUAUGUUACAGGGAAGAUGGUGAGACUUCAAGACAAGAGCAAGAGGCGUAUAUAGAGGGCAUAGGGGAUGGGAGCAGAGAAAAGGAAGGUAUGAAGCAGGAGUGGAGGAAGAUGAUAGAGUUGGUAGAUGAUGCUGAGCACGUAAAAGGCAUAAGCAGCACUGAGAGUAGAAGGGCAGGUGUGGAACAGCGGACUGACACCCUAGAAGAAUUGCUUGGAAAGGAGGUUGCUGAAUAUGUGAUGAGCGAAAGGCUUUAUCGUGACGAAGAAGACAUCAGGAAGAGUGGAAUCAAACCGAAGGUAUGA